Messenger RNA from Clunio marinus, 483 nucleotides. Lineage: Eukaryota; Metazoa; Arthropoda; Insecta; Diptera; Chironomidae. The record is from the annotation of a GenBank genome assembly.
AUGAGAAGGGAUUUGAUGGGACUUAGGUCACAGUGGGAAAGUGAUUCGGAAUUUUUGAUGCUGUCAAGAAAGUGGAAAAGGGAAGAUUUAAAGGAACGUAAUCGUUAUCUUGGAAUGAAAAUUUACAAAGAUGUGGAUUUAGUUUGUGCUAAAUUCAUUUUUUGUCUUUCACUAAUGGAAAGUUUCAAUUUUCUUAGACAUGUGCAUCGUUGGGUAAACUACAAGAAGCAACAAAGAUGGAUGUAUGAUAGCAAGGAUGAAGCUAAUAUUCAAAUUAUAUCCAUGCCGUCAUGUGAAGGCAUAAACCAACUUUCAUAUUUUUACUACGUUUCUAGUUAUCAAGCAAAGCUUUUCCAAACGAUAAAAAAGCAAGAGAAUCAUGAUGAAAAUUUAAAGAAUCGUUUCACUCAAAUGACUAAAAGGUGCUUUAAACGAUGCUGUGUUGAACAAUGGAAAAGCAUUUUAGACAAAGUAAUAGAUUAA